GAAACGUUAACGUCACUUGCAGUUGACAGAUGACGCCGGAUUCUCCUUCACCGGCCGUCGUUUAAAGCCACCGCCUUUAAUCCCAAACUCACUCCCCGGAGCCCCGACGACACUAAAGUCAACAACUUUCCUUCUGGGUUUCCUGAACUGAAUCUGAGAAUCCCGUUACAUCGUCUUGGACGGUUCUCUCUCUCUCUCUCUUUAUAAACACGCCACAAAGAUGAACGAUCCAUAGAAUCAAUCACAACGCAAUGACGAAGAAGCCACCUGUAUCCAUAACCAUGGAGCACGUCCUGUUAGCGUUACGAGAGACCAACGAAGAGAGAGAGAUUCGAAUCCGCAGCUUAUUCGAUUUCUUCGACAAUUCUAGUUUAGGCUUCUUAGACUACGCCCAGAUCGAAAAGGGUCUCGCUUCCCUCCAGAUUCCUACCGUGUACAAGUACGCAAGAGACUUGUUCAGAGUCUGCGACGCCAACAGAGACGGGAGGGUUGAUUACAACGAGUUUCGUCGUUACAUUGACUCCAAGGAGCUUGAGCUUUACAGAAUCUUCCAAGCCAUUGACGUCGCUCACAACGGCUGCAUUUUGCCCGAGGAGCUUUGGGAAGCUCUUGUCAAAGCUGGGAUUGAGAUAGAUGAUGAGGAGCUAGCUCGUUUCGUGGAGCAUGUUGAUAAGGACAACAACGGAACUAUAACAUUCGAGGAGUGGAGAGACUUUCUUUUGUUAUACCCUCAUGAAGCAACCAUUGAGAAUAUAUAUCAUCACUGGGAGAGAGUGUGUUUGAUAGACAUUGGUGAGCAAGCGGUUAUACCCGACGGUAUAAGCAAACAUGUUAAAAGAAGUAGGUUGCUUCUCUCCGGAGGAUUAGCCGGAGCCAUUUCUAGGACUGUAACCGCACCGUUGGAUAGGUUAAAAGUUGUUUUGCAAGUUCAGAGAGUACACGCAGGGGUGAUUCCGACGGUUAGGAAGAUAUGGAGGGAAGAUAAGUUGUUUGGUUUCUUUAGAGGUAAUGGGUUGAAUGUGAUGAAGGUUGCUCCUGAGAGUGCUAUUAAGUUUUGUGCUUAUGAGAUGUUGAAACCGAUGAUUGGUGGGGAGGGAGGUGAUAUUGGGACGAGUGCGAGGCUUUUGGCUGGUGGAAUGGCUGGUGCGGUGGCUCAGACAGCUAUUUAUCCUAUGGAUUUGGUGAAGACUAGGUUGCAGACUUGUGUGAGUGAAGGUGGGAAGGCGCCUAAGUUGUGGAAGCUGACGAAGGAUAUAUGGGUGAGAGAGGGACCUAGGGCGUUUUAUAAGGGUCUUUUUCCUUCUCUUCUUGGGAUUAUACCUUAUGCAGGGAUUGAUCUAGCUGCUUAUGAAACGUUAAAGGAUUUGUCUAGGACGUAUAUUCUUCAUGACACUGAGCCGGGUCCAUUGAUACAACUUAGCUGUGGAAUGACAUCAGGAGCUCUUGGAGCAUCAUGUGUUUACCCGUUACAGGUUGUAAGAACAAGAAUGCAAGCGGAUAGUUCAGAGACGACAAUGAAGCAAGAGUUUAUGAAAACGAUGAGAGGGGAAGGUGUGAGAGGAUUCUACAGAGGACUAUUACCAAAUCUUCUCAAAGUGGUUCCAGCGGCAAGCAUUACGUACAUUGUUUAUGAAGCUAUGAAGAAAAAUAUGGCUCUUGAUUAAAGCCAAAUACACAAUUUUCUCGGAGUUAGUCAUUCAUUUUUGUUUUGUUCACAAGGGGUGGAAUCUUGAGCUUUAGAUUAUGUAAGAUAACAGAAACAAGGCGAGACAUUGAUGUGUUCAUGAUCAAGACUCAUGUCUGUAAAGUCACAUCUUCAAUAGAGUAAAAUUACGAUUCUG
Molecule: messenger RNA, 1841 nt
Organism: Eruca vesicaria subsp. sativa (arugula)
Lineage: Eukaryota; Viridiplantae; Streptophyta; Magnoliopsida; Brassicales; Brassicaceae
Source: the annotation of a GenBank genome assembly